AUGACCACAGAGACUCAUCCUCGCGCCAUCAAGGUCGACAAGUCCAACCUGCUCGACCUCAAGAGCGCCUGCGACGACGCCCUCAAAGAGUACCUCGAGACAAAGGGAGGGUACAAGCAGAGCCACAAGCACACAGACAUCAAGCUGGUUCUUGGUUACCUCGGCUGUGCCUUUGCCGCUGCUGGAUCCUACUACGGAUAUAUUCACCCCUUCGAGUUACCCGCCACAAAGUUCUGGACCGGUGUCAGUGUCGUCCUGUACUACCUGUUCAAUGCGUUGAUGAUGGCGUACGCGUACUUCAUCGAGAAUGAUACCAUCUUUACAGGAUACAAGUCCACUCCUCACGGCACGCAGACAAUCAGUGUAGGAUCCUCGGUCAAGAGCUACAACCCUUACUACGACAUUGACCUUCACAUGAACAUUUCCGGAUCAUCGACAUCAUCAUCAGGAUCGUCCAAGACCACCAUCACGGGAAAGAAAUCGACCCACCAGCGAUUCUCGACCGCCUUCCAGUACUGGUUUGACGAAGACGGUGUUCUGGCCCAGGAGCAGUUCGAGGCCGAUAUUAUCAAGUUCUUGGCCAACACCGAGGCCACCCACCUCGAGUAG
Linnemannia hyalina is the source of this 609-nucleotide messenger RNA. The record is from the annotation of a GenBank genome assembly. Lineage: Eukaryota; Fungi; Mortierellomycota; Mortierellomycetes; Mortierellales; Mortierellaceae.